AUGAAAAUAAUUAAACCAGCGUACAAUUUCGACGAUUUCAAUCAAGAUAAUAAUAAUGAUAUCAAGAUCAAAAAAUUUGAACCAACUACGAAACGAAAAACAUUCCAUGAAAUUAUUCGACCCAUGUUAACAAUGGCACAAUGUUUUGGUUUAUUACCUGUAAUGGGAAUACGAUCUGCAACACCGAAAGAUUUGACAUUUACAUUCGUCUCAUUUCGUAUUUUACAAUGUAUUAUUAUUUUAAUUGGUAUAAUUGCUUUGGGUGCCACAAAUUUUAUGCAAUUAUUAACAGAUGGUUAUACAUUUUCUCUACUAACAGUUUUAUUAUAUAUAAAAUUAGCAUAUUAUUGGCCAAAAUUAAUGCAAGAAUGGGCAUUGAUUGAAUACCAUAUGAGUGUAUAUCCACCAAGUUUUAAUUUAUAUCGAAGAUUUUAUAUAAUUGCUACAAUCAUUUUAACUUUAGCAGCACUUGAGCAUGCUUUAUCGAUAUGUUCAUCGAUUGUAAGUAUUGGUACAUGCUUCUCACAUGGUAGUGAUUUACAAGCAUAUUUCGAAAUACGAUUCGUUCAAGUUUUUAAUCGUACGCCAUUCGCAUACUGGAAAGGAAUAUUAUGCCAUGUGAUUAAUUUUGUUGCAACAUUUGCAUGGUCUUUUAUUGAUGUAUUUUUGAUUAUGAUGAGUUUAGGACUUACUGAAUUGUUUCAACGGAUCACACUCAAAAUUAAAAAUAUACAUUUACAGCGAACACAUGAAUCAAUAUGGCGUAAUAUCCGUGAAGAUUUUAAUAAAGUGACGUCAUUGUGCCGAUUAACAAAUGAUACGAUAUCGGAUCUUGUAUUAUUGUCCUAUACCAAUAAUUUAUGGUUUAUUUGUGCUCAAAUUCUUCAUAGCAUUAGUCCAAUGAAACAUAUUACAGAUGUAAUAUAUUUUUUCUACUCAAUGCUUUUUCUUGUGGCAAGAACAUUAUUUUUAACAUUAAUGAUCUCAAAAGUGCAUGAAUCAAGUCGUAAUCCAUUACAAUAUUUAUAUCAAGUACCGGGAUGUUCGUAUUGUUUGGAAAUUGGAAGAUUUAUUCAACAAAUUACAGCUGAAAUAAUUGCAUUAACAGGAAUGAAUUUUUUUGCUGUACGAAAAGAAAUGGUUUUAUCAGUAGCUGGAACAAUUAUAACCUAUGAAUUGGUAUUGAUACAGUUUAAUGCUCAAGAUGGCGAUGAAAAUGUAAUACCACCAGCAUACAAUAUUUCUGAUACUAUAAUUUUACCACCCUGUACAAAAUAUCUUGAUAAUUAA
Molecule: messenger RNA, 1290 nt
Organism: Chrysoperla carnea
Lineage: Eukaryota; Metazoa; Arthropoda; Insecta; Neuroptera; Chrysopidae
Product: gustatory receptor for sugar taste 64f-like
Exons: 7
Coding region: 1-1290 (429 amino acids)
Biological process (GO): sensory perception of chemical stimulus; detection of chemical stimulus involved in sensory perception of taste
Cellular component (GO): membrane
Molecular function (GO): taste receptor activity
Source: RefSeq, a predicted model, not a curated record